CACAAAGACAAAGUCAUUGUAUAAAUUUAUGUUUUGGCGCAGUCAUCCGAUCACAAAGUGCGCCCAACAUUUUUAACAAUAAUUUCAUCGAAAUUUUUUAAAAAUCUCGGCUCCAAAUGUACCCGCCUUUCGACCCAAAUAUCCAAAUCCUGCCCUAAAUUCUUUCAAUCCCAACUCACUUUAUUUGCUCGGAAAAUUUUCCGUAUAUAUCCGCUCACCGAAAAUUUUUCUCUACUGCCGUAAUCACAUCAUAAUUCCUCCCAAAAUCCUAGGGUUCGCCGCGCACGCUCUGCUGUCCCCGCGCCCAGAUUAGGGUUUUAGGCGCUGCCGUUGAAUCUCGUGGUUUAUCUAUGGCCUCAGAGAAGGACACCAAGACUGAAGCUGCGAAGCAGGAGGAGGAGGAGGAUCUAUCGGAGGUGGGAGAAGAUGGUGGUGAAGUGAAAUCGGACGAGGCUGGAGAAGAGGAGGAGGCAGAAGAACCAGAGGAAGAUGAAAAUGCUGAGGAAAAAAAUGAAGUGAAAGAGGAAACGGAGGUGGAGGAAGAGGAGGCGGAUGAGGGCAAAGGCGAGGAUGGAGAAGACGAAUCAGAUGAGGAGAAGACUGAGAAAAGUAAAAAGAAGAGAAAGACGAAAGGCGAUACUGUUAAGUUGAAAUCGCCCCAGACGCCCGGGAGCGAGAGGCCCACGAGGGAGAGGAAAAUGGUGGAGAGAUUUAAGGUGUACGAUACCCCAAAGAGCUCUGCCAGUAAGCCCAUCUCCAUUGAGAAGGGUCAAGGCACACAGCUUAAGGAUAUCCCUAAUGUGGCUUUCAAGUUGUCCAAGAGAAAAGGUGAUGAGAAUCUGCAGCUUCUUCACACCAUUCUUUAUGGAAAGAAAGCAAAGGUGCACACACUGAAGAAAAAUAUUGGCCUCUUCUCUGGUUUUGUGUGGGCUGAGAAUGAGUUUAAUAUUAGACUGGUGGAAAAACAGAAGGCUAAAACCAAGGAGAAAAUUGACAAAUGCGUAAAAGAGAAGUUAUUGGACUUUUGUGAUGUUCUUAACAUUUCAGUUAAUAAAGCUACUAUGAAGAAGGAAGAGCUUGUUGUAAAAUUAUUGGAGUUCUUGGAGUCACCUCAUGCUACAACUGACACUUUGCUUGCUGACAAGGAAAAGAAACAAAAAUUGGAUUCUGAUUCUGGUAAGAAGCCGAAGAGUCCCACUGAGGAAGAAGAUGAUGAUAAAAGUGAACAUUCACUUAGUGAAGAUUAUAAGGAUGAUCAAAAAUCAGUUCCCGAAGCAGAAAGUGAUCAUGAAGAUAAUGUUGUAGAAGACGAGGCAGAUGAAGAUGAAGACGAACCCAAGAAGCAGAAGUCGAUUGAGAAGGUUUCCUCUAAGAAAAGUGCAAAGAAAGAUACUGGUAAGGGUUCUGUCAAGUCCAAGUCAACUGCUAAAGGAAGCCCACAAGAAUCUUCAAAAGCAUCAGGCAAAUCUAAUCAUAAAUCUACCAGUGCUGUAUCUGAAAAAAAGAGUAAACUGAAGGCUGAAUCCAAUAAGAAGCAAAAAGUUGACAAGGAAAGUGAGAAGGAUACUAAAGGUACAUCUUCAAGCAAGAAAAAGUCCAAGUCCUCGACGAAGGUUUCCGAAAAUGAUCAAGAUGAUGGAGAAAGUAGUGAUAAAGAAGUAAAAGAGCCCAGCAGAGAAGAGAUGCAUGCUGCAGUAGUGGAUAUACUGAAGGAAGUGGAUUUUAACACAGCAACAUUGUCUGACAUUCUCAAACAGCUAGGAAAGCACUUUGGGGUAGAUCUCAUCCAUAGAAAAACAGAAGUUAAAGACAUAAUCACGGAAGUGAUAAAAAGCAUGUCGGAUGAUGAAGAUGAUGAGUCUGGUAAUGAAUCGGGUAAAGAUGAGGAUUAUUAGAUUUACCAAGAUCUUAUUCUACCUACAAUUGGUGGUCCACAAUUUGCUGUGGUUUGGUAUAACUUCUUAACUUAACUAGUGAGUGCAUCUGAGAUUGGUCAUGUGAUCUUGAACGGUUUGCCCUAAUAGGGCCGUAUUAUAAAACAAUUCUUGGUUUUAUAGGUGGCAUUUAAAUUUCUCAUGUAGCUGUACUCUGUAGAAUUUGCUUUGAGAAUUUUCUGAGAUGAUUUGCAGAAACUAGGAAAAUAUAUACUCUGUAAUAAAAAUGUGCCAAUUUGGUUAGACCUUCUCUUUGUGCCAUCAAUAGUUUUCUUUGUGUAAAUGAUUUGAGGAAAGUCUUCACUUCAGGGCCAAACUUGAAGAGAUGAUAAAAGCGAACUUGGAUAUAAACAUGGUGUUUGUUGUGGGUUCUGUUAGGUCUUUAUUCUUUUAAAA
This is a messenger RNA of Striga asiatica, 2330 nucleotides long. The record is from the annotation of a GenBank genome assembly. NCBI's taxonomy places the organism in Eukaryota, Viridiplantae, Streptophyta, Magnoliopsida, Lamiales, Orobanchaceae.